AUGGCAUCCGACUCCGAUUAUUCGCCGGCGCAGCUACUUGAGCAUGCCCGUACUGAUGUACGACUCCCCGUAGCAGAGCCGUUCCUUUCGGCUGUUCUCUCUAGCCCCCCUUUCAUAAACGUCACUGGUACAUUCAACACCCGGGACGUUGGAUUGGUUCCUGGUAGUCCUAUUCGGAAAGGCUAUGUGUUUCGCUCUGGGGCUCUCGAGAAUCUUGAUGAUGUCGGCAAACAGCAAAUCGCAGGUCAAGUCGGCAUCAAGAGAAUAUUCGAUUUGAGAACGAGACAUGAGCGGGAAAAGUAUCCCGAACCAGAUGUCCCUGGUUGUGACAUAAUGUGGAUCCCAAAUUCAUUCAGCAACACCAUCGAUAUCAACGACUUUGUUAGUGGGGGCGGCGAAGAAGGCUACUGCAAGAUGUACAUGGACAUCAUGGAAAUCUACGCGCCAACUUUAAAGAUCGUUCUCGAACACGUCAGAGAUCGUCCACAGGAACCAUUUCUUUUCCACUGCGCGCUUGGCCGGGAUAGGACUGGCAUUCUCGCAGGCUUCCUAUUGUCCCUGGCUGGCGCCAACGCAGAGACAAUCGCCCUGGACUACAUGCUAUCCCGGAUUGGUUCAGAGCCCGUCCGUGAGCUAUUGCUUCAGCGAGCGGUAGAAGACAACAACUGCGACUUCGAUGUUCCUGUUUUCCACAACCUUUGCAGCCUCCGAUUAUCUACCUGGCAGUUGUUCAUGACGCAGGUAGAAGCCAAGUACGGAGGCUUUGAGAAGUACGCCAUGGUCACACUUGGAUUUUCUCGGGAGGAAAUAGAACGAAUCGUGGGUCACUUGAGAGCAUAG
Colletotrichum aenigma is the source of this 840-nucleotide messenger RNA. RefSeq names its product Tyrosine-protein phosphatase (gene iphP-2). Gene Ontology annotation, molecular function: phosphoprotein phosphatase activity. The record is from RefSeq and is a predicted model, not a curated record. The transcript is spliced from 2 exons. Gene Ontology annotation, biological process: dephosphorylation. Bases 1 to 840 code for a protein of 279 amino acids. NCBI's taxonomy places the organism in Eukaryota, Fungi, Ascomycota, Sordariomycetes, Glomerellales, Glomerellaceae.